AUGGCCGGUAUUAGUUCUGGGAGCUACUCCUCGGAACAGACUCUUCCAAUUGACUGUCCUGAAUUUGUGGACUAUGCCAAGGUUAAGGGCAAAACUGUUCUCAUAACCGGGGGGAGCAGCGGCCUUGGUGCAGCAUAUGUUCAAAGCAUUUCGGAGGCAGGGGCAUUUGUUAUUAACGCCGACAUCAACCCACCACAAGAUGAAAAGCUCCAGUCCAUCUCACACUUUAUACGAUGUGACGUUACUGUCUGGGCGGAGCAGCUGGCGGCAUUCCAAACUGCUAUCAAAGACUCGCCAAGGGGCGGGAUUGAUAUAGUAAUUGCCAAUGCCGGCAUCUCAGGCUCUGAUGAGUUUUUCCAAGAUGAUGAAGGCGACGUGCCCACUGAGCCUAGCCUGAAAAUUCUGGACAUAAAUUUAGCUGGAGUUGUGUACACGGCAAAGUUGGCUACUUUUUACAUGGGUAGACAAGAUAACAGCUUUGACCGAUGUCUCAUUUUGAAGUCUAGCAUUCAAGGCUACCUCGAUACCAUGGGAUCCCCGACAUACGGUGCUGCCAAACACGGAGUUCGUAGUCUCAUGAAGUCUCUCCGUCGUCGCAGUAAUCUCCGAGUCAGCCUCGUUGCGCCAUGGUUUAUCCCGACCCCAAUCAUGACCCCAAUUGUUGUUGCUCGGCUCACAGCUCAGCUUGCCGAUCUCGGUUCCGGGUUCGCUGAACCGGAAGAUUGUGUCAGGGCCGUAAUGAGAAUUGCAACUGACGCAUCAGUGAAUGGUCGUGCGUUGGCGGUGCUACCUAGAAUUGUCAGAGUGUCUGGAUACACCGACCUGGACCUAGACGAUUAUAGAGAGGGGAGCUUGUGCUAUGAACUACUGAAUGUGUCCACUAAGCUCACGCAUCGCCAACUCCCUUCCCAUCUGCAGCGGACUUAG
Aspergillus puulaauensis is the source of this 927-nucleotide messenger RNA. RefSeq lists its product as uncharacterized. The transcript is spliced from 7 exons. NCBI's taxonomy places the organism in Eukaryota, Fungi, Ascomycota, Eurotiomycetes, Eurotiales, Aspergillaceae. Bases 1 to 927 code for a protein of 308 amino acids. The record is from RefSeq and is a predicted model, not a curated record. Gene Ontology annotation, molecular function: oxidoreductase activity.